Molecule: messenger RNA, 2220 nt
Organism: Symbiodinium natans
Lineage: Eukaryota; Dinophyceae; Suessiales; Symbiodiniaceae
Source: the annotation of a GenBank genome assembly
AUGUGGCUGCUCGUGGCUUUCGUUGGGCUGUCGGCUGCGGCGAAGGAACCAGAGAGCUGCUUCUUGCAAGUCAGAUCGCCGGCAGAGGCCCUGGCGGCGACGUGCCUUGAGGCCAUGUACGUCGGCCUCGGAGUGGACUGGACAAAGUGUGGAGGCGCAGCAGGCGAGUUUGUCCUCAUGUCGUGGUGGCUGGCCGGAUGGUAUGACAAUCAACAAGGUGUCGCUUCUUCGCACAUCAAUGACGCUUUGAUCUACAGGCGAUCAGCUACAGGGUGGCAAACCGCUGCCAAUUUGACAGAACUUCUCGUAGCCCAGAACAUCAAAACCCCCAGUCCAUCUACCUGGCAUUCCUUCUCCGCGCUGAGCAGAGGGCUUGCGGUGACUGUAGAGGCCCUCAGAGCGAAUAAAUCUCAGGCGCCCAAUCAGGUGCCAGUGAUCAUCUACACCUUCAUGUCUGCCGGGAAGUCAUGGAGAUUUGUCAACAAGCAGGUGGUCCACAUUGACGAUCCUCCCCCCAACUUCGGAUCAUUCGGAACUAGAAUGGCAUUGAGUGGGAGGCUCCUGUUGCUUUCGCAACCGUUGGGCCGUGGGAACGAUCACCACACCUUCCGCCUUGAUGGCACCAAGUGGAUCGAAGUUCCGGCAGCGCGGAUCGAGUUCCCUCUGUCCAGAGUGUGCUGUCACUCAUAUACGCCCGUCGCGCACGAUGGCAAGACGCUGGUUGUCAGUGGCAGCAGCGCGGCCCUUGACUUGGCCUUGCUUGUAUAUGAAUGGCAAGGCGAUUUCUGGGGGAGCGUCGCCAACGUGUCAGCGCCCCCGGGUAUGUUCUACAUGAUUGACGUCGCUGUGGAUGGGGACUACGCGACCGCACUUUGGUCUGAUCUCAGCACCUUUCGUCAGCUGCUCAUCUACAAGCGCCAGAGCCAGCUGUGGCCCGAAGUCUUCAGGGCCUCGUUGAAUGACACUGUUGUGUUCGGGGCCAUUGCGAAGAUCGCAAUUUCCAGCGCUGGCCGGGUUGUGGUGAACUACCCCACUCAGUCUGGCAACCGAAUUCAGAUGUUCGAGGUCGCUGCGGCUGGCGCAUGGAGCUUGGUUCAGACCGUUGACAGGUACGGCAGCAACUUGGCCAAGGGCAGCAACGCGCUAGCCCGCCCGUCCAUGGUGGGAAUCUCAGAGAGAGCCGUAGUGUUGACGGAUGUACCAGAGUGGCGCCACAACGAAACUUUUGGCGGCGCAAUCUUCAGCUGCAACAUGACCAGGUUGAGAUCCACCGGCCGAUCCCACGUCUUCUCUGGGAGGCCACAUGGUACUUGGAAGUGGUCAGGUUAUGCUCAGACUUUGUUUUCAUCCUAUGAGGUGUUUGAGGCCGCGGUGCGCAUCGACAUCCGCAGCAUCGGGAAGCAGCUGCAGGAGCUGGUGCUCGACUUUCAGACCGACAUCGAAAGCCUGCGGCGAGAGGCGCAAGUGCAGCAGGAGCGCGCGGUGGCAUCGAUCUUGGGAGCCGAGCUUUGGUCGUCGCUGCUGGAAAAGACGGCGGAUGCGACAAUGCUGCUCUCCCAGCACGGUGCUGCUAUCCAAGCGUUGCCGGCGAUUCUGUCAGGCGAGUGGCUGCCACUGACGGCUCCGGCCCAUGCGGCACUUUCGCAUGCUGCGGAGCGGGUGCUUGGGGCCGCGCUGGCCCGGCACCCGCCUUUGGGGCUGGCUGUGGCCGCGGACGGCUUCGGGCCAAAGGCACUGAGGCGUGCAAACUUUGGCGCCAAGUCGCUACUUCAGGCGGCCGCUGAGGACACUGCCGCUGGCGAGGCCGCCCUCUUAGCGCUGUCAGCAGCUCUCUGCAGUGAGGAAAAGCAGUCCUGGACGGAAGAACUGGGACCUUCGUUGAGCGCGGCGCUGGCCAAGGUUCCGACCGGAGGCGGCUGGGCAAACGUGGCCAGUGUGGAUUGGCCCGCACAUCGAGGAUGGGAGGCACUCCUGGGGCGCGCGGCCCCCAUGAUCAAUGUCCAGCCAUCCUCGGCGCCUGAGCCAGAUCGGUCACCGUCACCACCACCUGAAGCUGUGGAUCCUGCGCAGGCACUCGAGCCCGCCUUUGCGCGCGCGGCCGCGGCAUCCUCGGGUCGUGCUGCUCAGCAACUCCGGCGGUGCGCUUCUGUGGUGGAGACGUGGCAGAUUGAGGACAUGGAGGAGCUCGACCCGCAUGACAACCUGCCGGCACAGGCCUGA